Salvelinus fontinalis (brook trout) is the source of this 5797-nucleotide messenger RNA. It is a transcript of the gene cenatac, whose product is annotated as centrosomal AT-AC splicing factor. The transcript is spliced from 11 exons. The coding region runs from base 319 to 1371 and encodes 350 amino acids. NCBI's taxonomy places the organism in Eukaryota, Metazoa, Chordata, Actinopteri, Salmoniformes, Salmonidae. The record is from RefSeq and is a predicted model, not a curated record.
AAGUUCAACGACAACUUGACCCGGAAGUGAUACAACGGUCUAAAUUAGCAUUUUGUGUACACACUAGUUCUUACUAAAGCUAUUGUAACUAGAUAUUUUAGUAAGAGCAUGGUGUGCAAUUAAACCUUGUCGAUCAAUGUAUGAUAAAUAGACGCAAUAUCUUGCACGAGACAGUGCAGGGAGAACUCGGUUAGCAAAUAAACUACGGUAACGUAAUCUAGCUAGCCAGCCAGAUAAACAACCCUGCAUCAUCAGAUCAAUGCAUAUUUUGGGGAUGGAGUUGGUCUAACGUCUAGAAAACAAAGGGACGUGUCGAAAAUGGGUGCAUUUUACUGUGCGAUAUGUAGGCAAACAUCUUUCUCCGGAAAAGCACACAUCUUCGGGAAAAGUCACCAGAGCAAACUCAAAGUGGUCCUUGUUAAAUUCCUUGAGAAGGUGAAAGAAGCGCGUCGAACGAUAAAAAAUCCCCAGGUGGAGAGGUUCGAUUGCACUCAGCACAAACGCAAAUGUUGGUGUUACUGCUGCGGCCUCGAGGUGGAGAGAGACGUCACUGAUGGCGACAUCACUGUUUUGUUCGGGGGCUUGUUGGAACACAUGGCCAGGCCUGAUCACAGGAAAAGCACCCACACAUUCUGGUGGGAGAACAAAGCUGACCCCAAACUGAGGGACAAGUUUAUAAUCACAGAAAAUGAAAUGGAGAGAUUUAAAACAGAGGUGGCAAAAGCUUUAGGCUCAUUUGAGGAGAAGGAGGAUGAGCUUAUCAAGCAGCAAGCCACUCAUAUCCGAGCUCAGGAACAGCAUCGCCAGGAGGUCCUUCAGUCUCUCAUAGAGCCUAAGGCAGAGCUGGAGCUAUCGAACACAGAGGGCCCUUGCAACUCAGUGGACGAGGCUUCCAGUAGCUCUCACUUCAGGGCCCCUGGAUCCGAUGAGCAGGCCAGGUCUGGUCGGGUUGACCAAAUGGUGGCCAGGCAGUGGGCGGGCCCUGGACAGGGCCUGACCUUCAUUGGCUACCAGGAUUCUUCCAACAGUGGAAAUAUUCACACAGGAGCCAUCCCUCCAUGGUUACAGGAGGACUCCCAGGAGGGCAGGUCUGGGACAAUGGAGCAGGAGAUCGGUCCAUCACUCCAGGACUUCCUCAAACAGAAGGAGCAGGAGAAGCUGAAGAAACUCCCCCCUAACCGGGUGGGGGCCAACUUUGACCAUAGCUCCCAGACCGAUGCCAACUGGCUGCCCUCUUUCGGCCGGGUGUGGAACAGUGGACGCCGCUGGCAAUCCAGGCACCAGUUCAGAGAGGAAGAGGGACAGACCAACAGACAAAAGAGAAAGCGGGAUCAGGGAACAAAGAAACCCAAACCGCCUGAACAACAGUGACUAUAGUAUGCAUUGUACAUAGAAAUGUUACAGAACAAAGCAGUUAAAAAAAACAUGACAUUUGUUUGGAAACCAUGAAAAGCCUUUAUUUCAGGAUAUAAUGAACUAGGCUCAAUUGUAAAUUACCUUUAAAUGUCAAGCUCAUUAUGCACGUUUCAGAUUUGAUUCCCGGCCAAUGUUUUUGGCACUUGUUUUGAAAUAAAAUAAUGAACUGGACUACAGCCACGCUCCUGUCUCUCACAUAUCUAUUGGAAUGUGGGGAGCGGCAUUAGCCGUUAAUUGGCGCUGGGUCUAUGAAAUACUGUCCUAGUGUCCUCUGGGUUCAAUGUAAAGCGUGCUUCCAGACUGGAACCCUGGGGCCUUAACACCGACCCUGGUCCACUUGUCGGUCUUUGCACUUUAUUUCAUUAGAUGGCGUUCGCCAUCCUCAAUCUUUGGGUUCAGGGGUUAUUAACCGGUCUGAACAUUAAUGAAAUAAAGUGCAAAGACUGACAAGUGGCCUAGGGUCAGUGCUAAGACCCCAGUCUGGAAGCACGCUUUCCACUGAACCCAGGACACUCGGUAUUGCAUUUUAGCUGAAGUCAAGUUCAAAAAGAUGGCCGCGUAGAAGUCAAAUGUGAAAAUUGCAAAUAAAACUUGUCAUCACCAUUGUACAAAAAACAUCCAUUAAAUUAUUCAAGUAAUUUUUUUUUAGUCACUCACAGCCAAAGAUACAUUUUAUAUUCAUCCACUGUCUAUAAUAUUUCUGGAUGAUGUGAUGAUGCCGUAAGUGCGCAAGUGUAAUCGGCUCUCUAUAAAACGGCAUGUGUGAACAUUACAAUGGACGCUGUCUCUAGUUCAAACAUUCACCUCAAUGGUCAGUACCACCGCCCCCCUAAACCAGGGAUCAUCAACUACAUUUUAUGUUGAGCAAUGGUCAGGGGUCCGGAACAUAAGCCCAAACAAAUAUUUCACAUGUGUAUAUGAUCACAUAUCUCUGCGCGUUGGAAUACUGUGUUUUCAGUCAUGUCCAACAAUAAAUAAUAUUUAGUUUUGCUCAAACUUGGGAGGGCCAAACAAAAUCGUCAGUUGGGGAACCCUGUACUAAACAUUCUCCUCUCUGAGGUCUGGUGAGUGUUUUCUGGGUGGCAGUGUUUGCACCCGCAGUCCUUUAUAUCCCCUGCACUCUGGGCAGAUGCGGACGUGAGUGCAGCCCCGUGGACCCAAAAUGGCUUCCUGUGCCAGUCUAUGAGACCGUGACUCCAUAGGACCGCUGCUACUGUUGUCCAUCCCGCACACCAUGCCAUUACUGAGGGUGCAAGUGGCUGUCUUGGUCCUGCCAUGCUCCUCUGGGAGUGAAGUGUGUGUUUGUAGUAAUAUCCCUGGGCCUGGUAAACCAUGCAGUGCCAUACUGUCCUCGCACAGCAGGAUCCCAUGGAGAGCCCUCAGCAUCUCUGUACACAUGGACAACUAGAACAGAAAGGGCAGAACCAUAAGUCCAACUUUUGCACAGUCAUCUUUUGAAAGAGAGGAGAUGGAUUGCUGGUUAUCAGUGCUUUGGUUUAAAGCUUUUUUUCCCUCCGCUUUACAUUCUUCGUGAGGUCUAGGUAAAAAUUGGUUUAUUUAACUUCAGAUGUGAAACUUUACAUACUGAAGAACAAACGCAUAAAUGUAUGCAAAUUGUAAAGUAUUUUUGUUUGUAAUGUCCUUCAUUAUGUGACGUGCAGCUUUUACCAUGAAUACGAUCUCUGCGAACACCAGGGAAAAUGCCUUUAAAAGAUGUGUUGUUGGCUGUAUAGUGUGCUGCUCUAUAACGCUCCUAGGGUUGAAUCACGGCCUGAGUGAAGAUUGACUUAAAUUGGAGUUAGGAUUUGACCCUAAGAGGGCAGCUGGCUACUAAGCUGGGAGAGCAGCUACAGAUGAUCCCUCACCUCUGACCUCGGAGAGUGUUGCUGCACCCAGACAAACUCCAGCCCCGCCAUGAACACAGCCAGCAGUAGACCAGACAACAGGACAACAAAGACCCCACCUAUAUUCUCCAUGCCCAGCCCUACCACAGAGAGAAAGAGAAACAAAAGAGAUCUUAGUCUAAUGGUGACAAACUUCCAUAAAUUAGGCCGGAAUUCAAUCCAAUCGCGGGUUAAAGACAUUGCGGCUUUUAAAGGCUAUUUCUAAUUGAGCCAGCAUAUGCAGUGUUUACUGUGAAUGGAAGCUCAGCAAACACAGGAACAUGGCCUUUAAAAGCUGCAAUGCCUAUGACCGGCGAUCAGAUUGAAUCCCAUCCUUACUCUCUUGACAUUGAUGUGCAUCACCAUCGCUGUAUAUAGUUGUUGAAUGCUGGGAGAUUUUCCCCACAGUGUUGUCUUCUGUUGUGUACUAUGAUAAAUAAAUAGUUGACUUUAAGUCAGCAGAUUGUGGUUCCAAUUCCAGCAGUUCUAUAACUUCAGUUUAGAGACAAGAUGCACUGAUACUGUAUAUUUUCUUGUCUAUGGACAGUAGUAAAGAUCGUGUAUGAAAGUGUACCCUGUGUUUGAUGGUCAACCUCUUUGGAACACUUGUCUCCCCGCCACCACUUCCUCUUAAGGAUCUCCAGCCUGUUGUCCUCUUGGAGUUUGAGUACGGCCAGGUCGAUCUCGUCCCGGUACACUGAGCCUGAUGACAUAGAAUACAGUUUACUCUAAAUUAUGAAUAAACUGCAAAUGACUUCAGAUCACCUAAUUAUAGACAUUCUGUCAGCAGGGUUGUGUUCAGUGGGCACAAAACAGGAGAAACAUUUUGAAACAAAGGCGGUACUAUGAACUUCUCCAAUAAGAACACUGAAGGUAACUUUGUUUUCUUUCUCAAAGAGCUACAUAACCGGUGUCUGAUAAUCCUAUUAUAGACUCAAUAAGACAACUGCACAGAUUUAUGAAAUUGAAUAAAUAAUAUCCCCUUAUACAGAUCAAUGCAAUAAUCCACCUCUCCCUACAAAGACAGCAUAUUGUAGUCUUGGGCAGAAAAGGGAAUCAUUUCUUUAUGACAAGCGGUCACUGCUCUCGUUUGACCAACUACAGAAGUAUGGAAUCCCAGCCUCUCAGUUCUUUGUAUUUGCAGAUAUAACACUUUAUUCUCUUGGUGCAGCAAACACUGGACGAUCCAGAAGGUUCAAAGAUUGAAACCAUUUUAAGGCAGUCCGAAAAUAAGCUACAUUGUGCACUUCUGAAGGUAAUAACACAGGUUUUACCCAGUGGCAUGCCGAUGCCGUAGCCCUUGGUGUCCAGCAGGCCUCCUAUCUGGGUGAGGUUACAGUUGCGCUGACGGUAGUACUCGUUCAUGGUGCUCUCCAACAGGUAGGCGUAGUUGGAGUUGAGCACCCGGUCGAUGCCUUCCUCCGUGCUCUUCACAAACACACUGGUUUGCUUGGCAUGCAUGAAGUUCCACAUGCGCUGGUAGGUCUGGUACUGAGAGUUCUGUGGGCAAGCAAGAGAGAUAAAGACAGGGCUGUAAAAAGAAAAAAGAAAUCAGUGGGCUAUAACCCAGAAGGAAAACUGGUUGAAACAAUGUUAUUCUGAUAUAAGUUUUGUCCGCUGGAAAACUACGUGUGAGAUAGCAAGCAUUAUGACUCCUUUCUCACACACACACUCUCUCUCUCUCUACCUGGAAGAAGGUCAUGGUGGACCCUCCCUGCAUGGUGCCGUACUCUAUGGUGGUCUGGUCUGCCAGGUCAUCCACUGACUCGAUGGGCACCUCCAUCCUGUGAACGGUGAGGAAGGCAGCCAGGUUGGCUGUGUAGGAGGACACUAUGAUCAGGGUGAAGAACCACCUGCAGCAGGAAGGAACAGCACAAGCUGCUUAGUACACAGGAAGGCUCCCCAUUAAGCGCAAGACCCAUUUGCGUAUUGAGGUGCGAGUCUUGUUUAGCGCGAGACAGUCAAAUUGGUUAUUACAGCGUAGUAAGAAUGGAGUGCAUCAAUAUCUGUGUGUGUAUUGUAAUAAAUACCAUUUAAAAUAACACAAGCAUAUUGCUAUUACAUUGUUAUAACUAACUUCUUUCUAAGCAGGGUUUCUCACACACCCAGAGACAGAUGGCUGACACAGAACAUUCAGAAACACUGAUAAGAAAAGGGUGCAGACACACACACAUACUCAAGGACGGAGGGCUGACUACGCACACACAAAAUCUCCUGCUUAGCUGAACAUUUUGAUAACAAGGAACUUUUGUUGCAAGACUCAGAAGGAUGACGCCCAGCUCAUCAGGACCAAUCUGAGAAGACAACAACCUGUCCAGAACCAACCAAAGGACCAGAACUUCCAGACUCAACCUACUUUCUGUGUUGUAUAAAAUGUCUAUGCAUUCUGUUAUCUGGGCUUUUUCUGGAGGUUCUCUAUGAGCCGAAGGAACGAGACCGUAUACGCUUGUACCAGAUAUCUUUACUCAUAAUUAAACUGUCGCUUGUCAUACAAUUUA